Dipodomys spectabilis (banner-tailed kangaroo rat) is the source of this 1028-nucleotide messenger RNA. RefSeq names its product C-type lectin domain family 12 member A-like. The coding region runs from base 144 to 905 and encodes 253 amino acids. NCBI's taxonomy places the organism in Eukaryota, Metazoa, Chordata, Mammalia, Rodentia, Heteromyidae. Gene Ontology annotation, molecular function: signaling receptor regulator activity. The transcript is spliced from 6 exons. The record is from RefSeq and is a predicted model, not a curated record.
UGUGUUAGACACAGGGUCGGCUGGGGAAGGGCGGCGGCUGCUGCUCCCAAAGCCUCAGUGUCCACCUUCCGUCCAGCAUCCAACAGUCAACUCUGCCUUUUCCAACAACAGCAUUUCAUUCCACCUGCUUCCCACCUCCCUCCAUGUCGGAAGAAGAAAUUAUAUACGCGGAUCUAAACUUCCAGAACUCGGGAAAGACGGAGAAGAUCCAGGAGUUGGACCCAGUGGAGACAAAAGCGCCUCCGGUGUCUUCCCAUGUGUGCGUUGGAGCAGCUUUGGGUCUGACUCUCCUCUCCCUUCUACUGCUCUUCAUUGGACUAGGAAUCUUGGGGGGCCUGAUUUAUAAAAAGCAAAAUGUCCAAGAAGAACGUCAGACAAAUGUGUUUCUACAACAAGUGGAUAACUUCAAUUGUUCUGAGAAGAUCCAGAAUGUCUCCAUCGCCCUGCAAACCCUGGCCACCCGGCUGUGUCGUGAGCUCCAGGAAAAAGAGCCAGGGCACAAAUGUAAACCUUGUCCACCAAACUGGCUGUGGCACGCAAAUAGAUGUUAUCUUCCAUAUCAUAUUUAUACCACGUGGCAAAACAGCAAAAGGUCAUGUGCUGACCGCAAUGCCAGCCUGCUGAAGAUUAACAACAAGGAUACACUGGAGUUUGUAAAGUCCCGGCAAUUAUUCCACUAUUGGCUUGGAGCAUCUCCUAGACAUUAUCAAACAAACUCUAUGACAGUGGAUCAGAGUGCUGCUUCUUCUAUUUGGUUGAAGAACAAGCCCAGUGCCUUCAAUGGAAUGUAUUGUGCAUAUAUGACAUCAGACAUGCGCAUUGCUUAUGAUAAUUGUUUGGCAUCCAGAUAUGCAAUGUGUGAGAAAAUGGCUGGUCCAGUGCGGGUAGAAAGUGUGCUAGGUUAAAGUUCACGAUGAAAGGCUGUACUUGGUAAAGAAGUCCUUGGCUUGAGAUGCUGUCCUGCACUGGGAAGGAUCUAGAUGUCAGCGUGUGUCUCCUGGAUCACACAAAUGGAAUAAAAAAACGAU